GAGGAGCUGGGGAGGGGGGACUUAAUUACAACAGAUUGGUGCAUGUGUGGCGACGGCACGGCCGAACGUUAUUUCACGUUUUAACCAUUUUUGAGCCCCGUUAAUGUUCCGUGUGGGUUGUCGCGCGAUUUGGUUUUACAUGACUUCUCAGGCGAAUUAAUCAUCGGCGGCGAAAAUAACGAGGCAGUCGGGCGGCAGCAUCUCGCGGCGGUGUUUGGAUCCCGGCAGGCGUGGAAGGAAAGUGCGUUGUUGUUAGUUGACACUCAUCACCAUCAUUAUCCGGCCUGCUGAGAGGCGAAGCCGGGAGCUGGAGUUUGCGACGGAGCUCUCACCAUGGCGGUAAACCUGGACAAGGACGCGUACUACCGCCGCAUUAAGAGGUUUUACAGCAACUGGAAGAAAGGAGAGGAUGAGUUCGGGAAAGUCGAUGCCAUCGUGGUGUCGGUGGGAGUGGAUGAAGAAAUUGUGUACGCCAAAUCCACAGCCAUUCAGACCUGGCUCUUCGGCUACGAGCUGACGGACACCAUCAUGGUGUUCUGCGAAACCAAGAUCAUCUUCCUCGCCAGCAAAAAGAAGGUGGACUUUCUUAAGCAGGUGGCGGUGACCAAGGGCAACGAGAACGCCAACGGCGUGCCGCCCAUCACCCUGCUCACCAGAGAAAAGAAUGAAAGCAACAAGGCCAACUUCGACAAGAUGAUCGAGGCCAUCAAGGCCAGCAAAGAGGGCAAGACGGUGGGCGUGUUCAGCAAGGACAAAUUCCCCGGGGAGUACAUGAAGAGCUGGAACGACACCAUCUCCGCCGAGAGCCUGGCCAAGGUGGACAUCAGCGCCGUGGUGGCCUACACCAUGGCGGUGAAGGAGGACGGCGAGCUCAGCCUGAUGAAGAAGGCGGCCACCAUCACCAGCGAGGUGUACUCCAAGUUUUUCAAAGAGCGGGUGAUGGAGAUCGUGGACGCGGACGAGGUGAGGCCGGCGGGCCGGGGCCCCCCGCGGUCAUCCACGCCAUCCCGGUCGCACCCCGUUAACCUGCGUCAAAUCCCCCCCCCCCCCCAACAGAAAGUGCGGCACAGCAAGCUGGCCGAGUCGGUGGAGAAAGCCAUCGAGGAGAAGAAGUACCUGGGCGGCGCCGACCCGUCCACGGUGGAGAUGUGCUACCCCCCCAUCAUCCAGAGCGGAGGGAACUACAGCCUGAAGUUCAGCGUGGUCAGCGAUAAGAACCACAUGCACUUCGGCGCCAUCACGUGCGCCAUGGGCAUCCGCUACAAGUCGUACUGCUCCAACCUGGUGCGCACCCUCAUGGUGGACCCCUCGCAGGAGAUGCAGGACAACUACAACUUCCUGCUGCAGGUGGAGGAGGAGCUGCUCAAGGAGCUCAAGCACGGUGUAAAGAUCAGCGACGCCUACAACACGGUUCUGGAUUACGUGAAGAAAGAGAAGCCUGAGCUGGUGGCCAGGCUGACGAAAAACCUGGGCUUCGCCAUGGGGAUCGAGUUCAGAGAGGGAUCCCUGGUUCUGAAUGCCAAAAACCAGUACAAACUGAAAAAAGGUAUGGUUCUAAGUAUCAGUUUGGGGUUUUCGGACCUCAUAAAUAAGGAUGGCAAGAAGGAUGAGCAGAAGUACGCCUUGUUUAUCGGUGACUCGAUUCAGAUCAAUGAGGAGGAGCCCGCCACGAUACUGACGCAAGCCAAGAAAAAGAUCAAAAACGUGGGGAUCUUCUUGAAGAACGACGACGAGGACGACGAGGAGGAGGACGGCGACGACGCCGAGGAGCUGCUGGGGAAGGGAGCGCGGAGCGCCGCCCUGCUGGCCGACAGAACCAGGAAUGAGAUGACGGCAGAGGAGAAGAGACGAGCCCAUCAGAAGGAGCUGGCCAACAGUCUAAACGAGGAAGCCAAGCGCCGUCUGACUGAGCAGAAAGGAGAGCAGCAGAUCCAGAAGGCCAGAAAAUCUAACGUGUCCUAUAAGAACGUGUCCCAGAUGCCGAGAGAAAAAGACAUCAGGGACAUGAAGAUCUUCAUCGACAAGAAGUACGAAACUGUGGUGAUGCCGGUUUUUGGCAUCGCCACGCCGUUCCACAUCGCCACCAUCAAGAACAUCAGUAUGUCAGUAGAGGGCGACUACACCUACCUUAGGAUCAACUUCUACGUCCCCGGCAGCUCUCUUGGACGGCAGGAAGGAAAUAUCUUUCCCAACCCCGACGCUACAUUUGUCAAAGAAAUCACGUACCGGGCGUCCAACCUCAAGGCCCCCGGCGACCCGUCCGUGCCCUCCACCAACCUGCAGAACGCCUUCCGCAUCAUCAAGGAGGUCCAGAAGCGCUACAAAACGCGAGAGGCCGAAGAGAAGGAGAAGGAGGGCAUCGUCAAGCAGGACUCCCUGGUCAUCAACCUCAACCGAAGCAACCCCAAACUCAAAGACCUCUACAUCCGGCCCAACAUCGCGCAGAAGAGGAUGCAGGGCUCCCUGGAGGCGCACACCAACGGCUUCCGCUUCACGUCAGUCCGCGGAGACAAAGUGGACAUUCUGUACAACAACAUCAAACACGCCAUUUUCCAGCCGUGCGACGGCGAGAUGAUCAUCGUGCUUCACUUCCAUCUGAAGAACGCCAUAAUGUUCGGCAAGAGGCGCCACACGGACGUGCAGUUCUACACGGAGGUCGGGGAGAUCACCACAGACCUGGGCAAGCACCAGCACAUGCACGACCGCGACGACCUGUACGCCGAGCAGAUGGAGCGCGAGAUGAGGCACAAGCUCAAGUCCGCCUUCAAGAACUUCAUCGAGAAGGUGGAGACGCUGACCAAAGAGGAGCUGGAGUUCGAGGUUCCCUUCAGGGACCUGGGGUUCCAGGGCGCCCCCUACAGGAGCACGUGCCUCCUACAGCCGACGUCCAGUUCCCUCGUUAAUGUUACUGAAUGGCCGCCGUUCGUGGUCACCCUGGACGAGGUGGAGUUGGUCCACUUCGAGCGCGUGCAGUUCCACCUGAAGAACUUCGACGUGGUCAUCGUCUACAAGGACUACAACAAGAAGGUCACCAUGAUCAACGCCGUGCCCGUCAACUCCCUGGACCCCAUCAAGGAGUGGCUCAACUCGUGCGAUAUCAAGUACACGGAAGGAGUUCAGUCUCUGAACUGGACCAAGAUCAUGAAGACCAUCGUGGACGAUCCGGAGGGCUUCUUCGAGCAGGGAGGCUGGUCUUUCUUGGACCCGGACAGCGAGGGAAGCGGUGCGGAGGAAGACUCCGAGUCGGAAAUGGAGGAUGAAACAUUUAACCCCUCGGCUGACGAAGAGGAGGAGGAAGAGGAGGACAGCGACGAGGAUUACAGCUCGGAAACGGAAGACUCUGAUUACAGCGCCUCAUUGGGCAGCGAGGAGGAGAGCGGCAAAGACUGGGACGAGUUGGAGGAGGAAGCCAGGAAAGCCGACAAAGAGAGCCACUACGAGGACGAGGACACCUCAAACAGGAAGCGGAAGGUCCGAUCAUCGGCCCCGCCCAGCAAGAAGAAGCGGCGGUCCUAAACUGCUCUCACACACACACACACACACUCAUACUGCCAAACCCGGUUUAGACUCGACCUGUCCUCCUGCCCCAACUGGCUCUUUUUGACGCUCACAUUCAGACACACACGUUGAGACAAAUGUGUACAUAGACGUAGAACCCCCCCGUCCCUUUGUUUUUGUGUUGGUCAGUGAAGCGUCUUGUUGUGAAGGUGGAAGAACCAGCAGGACAGUCGCACUUCAUGAGCUUUUCUUCUUCAUUCCUUAGUAACUUUUUUUUUUUUUCAUCUUCUUCUUCCCCCCUCUGCCCGUCAGGGUCUCUCGUUUGUCUGUGUGAGUGUGUGUGUGUGUGCAUGCGUGUCUAAAUGGGUUUUUAUUGCAAGCAUUGUUUAUUUUCUGUUUAAAAAGAUUGGUUUCUUAAUUAAUGGAUAAUAAAAGAUGACUUGACAUAUCCUCUGCCAAGUGUUUUAUAUAAAAACUGAUAGAUUUAUUAUUCCUUCAUCCCCACCCAUCUUGUCUCAUGUUUUCCUCUGAUUGUUAAAUUGUGUUAACAAGGUGGACGUUUGCCUUUUUUAUUUCUUUUUUUCCUUUUUUUUUUUUUUAAAAAGUGGGGUUUGUAAACUUCAGCAUACACACGCCCACACUCACACACACCGCCUCCCUCACACUCAUCCUCAGUUUCCUCUUUUGUUCUACCAGAGUAGAUAUGAUGUACUGUUAAUUCUGAAAAUGUUUUUUGUUUUUGUAAUAAAACUAAAAGGAACUGUAGCUUUUGUUUUCAGUGCCUUUUCUUGGUCUUUCGCCUCAGCGGAGUCGGAGCACAGAGGCGGUGCUUUUGAGAAUAAAAGGAACAAAAUAAAACGGCACUAGUAAUCUAGGUUUACUGUAAAUGAUAAUUAACAGCAGCCGCCUACUGACUUCAUGGCCUU
Menidia menidia (Atlantic silverside) is the source of this 4424-nucleotide messenger RNA. NCBI's taxonomy places the organism in Eukaryota, Metazoa, Chordata, Actinopteri, Atheriniformes, Atherinopsidae. The record is from the annotation of a GenBank genome assembly.